AUGGAACAUAAACUUCGGUUUGACGGACGUACUGUCAUCGUUACUGGCGCCGGAGGUGGCCUCGGACGUGCAUAUGCUCUCGCUUUCGCUGUACGAGGUGCUAACGUUGUUGUUAAUGAUCUUGGUGGUUCACGGGCCGGUGAUGGAUCCUCUACUGCUGCUGCUGAUAAAGUUGUAGAUGAAAUUAUUCGUGCAGGUGGUAAGGCGGUUGCAAACUAUGAUUCUGUAGAUAAUGGUGAAAAAAUUGUCGAAACUGCUGUUAAAGCAUUUGGCCGUGUGGACAUUGUAAUUAACAAUGCUGGAAUUUUACGUGAUAAAUCAUUUUCAAGAAUGACAGAUCAAGAUUGGGAUUUAAUUCAAACUGUUCAUGUUCGUGGUUCAUACAAAGUUACCAAAGCUGCUUGGAAUCUCUUUCGAAAACAAAAAUUUGGAAGAGUUAUCAAUACAGCUUCGGCCGCUGGUAUAUAUGGUAAUUUUGGUCAAGCUAAUUACAGUGCAGCUAAGCUAGCAUUGGUCAGUUUCACUGAAACACUCGCCAAAGAAGGUGUUAAGGAUAAUAUUCGUGCUAAUGUAAUCGCACCAAUUGCUGCGUCACGUAUGACUGAAACUAUAAUGCCGCCGGAUAUUCUUGCUUCCCUUAAACCUGAUUAUGUUGCUCCCCUUGUCUUAUAUUUAUGCCACGAAUCGACUGAAGAGACCGGUAGCUUGUUCGAAGUUGGAGCUGGUUUUAUCGCUAAACUUCGGUGGGAACGUUCCAAAGGCGCCUUAUUUAAAACUGAUGAAUCAUUUUUACCGGGCUCUGUGAUCGCUAAAUGGCCGGAAAUUACUGAUUUUUCUCAACCACAAUAUCCUACUUCUAUGACUGAUACUAAUUUUGUUAGUUUAAUUGAACAAGCAAAUGCUUUACCAUCUAACCCUAGAGGAGAAGAUCUCCGAUUUGACGGUAAAGUUGUCGUUGUUACCGGUGCCGGUGGUGGAUUAGGUAGAGCCUAUGCAAUUCUAUUUGGACGACUAGGUGCCUCCCUUGUCGUAAAUGAUUUGGGUGUUAGCACUCAGGGCGCGGGAUCAUCAUCCAGUGCUGCAGAUAAAGUUGUUGAGGAAAUACGUCAAGCUGGUGGUAAGGCCGUGGCUAAUUAUGAUUCUGUGGAAGACGGUGAUAAAAUAAUUGAGACUGCCAUAAAAGCUUAUGGACGUGUUGACGUUAUUAUUAAUAAUGCGGGUGUCUUGAGAGAUAAAUCUUUCGCUAGAAUGACUGAUAAUGAUUGGGAUUUAGUACAAAAGGUUCAUUUACGUGGUACUUAUAAAGUUACAAAAGCCGCUUGGCCUUACUUUACAAAACAAAAAUAUGGUCGUAUAAUAAAUACAUGUUCUACUGUUGGUCUUUAUGGCAACUUUGGGCAAGCUAACUACAGUGCUGCAAAGCUUGGAAUCCUUGGGUUCAGUAAUACACUUGCAUUGGAAGGUCGUAAAAAUAAUAUUCUUGUAAACACUAUUGCACCUACUGCUGGAACCCGUAUGACAGCUACUAUUUGGCCACCAGAAAUGGUUGAAGCUUUUAAACCGGAUUAUGUUGCACCUUUAGUCGCUUCUCUUUCACACGAUUCGUGUCCUUCAACUGGAAAUGUAUUUGAAGUUGGUGGUGGAUGGAUUGCUCAAGUUCGUUGGCAACGUUCAGGUGGUAUUGGCUUUCCUACUUCCAAACCUCUUUUGCCAGAAGAUAUUUCUGCAAAAUGGGAUGUCAUCACGAAUUUUUAUGAUGGUCGUGCUACACAUCCCAAAUCUACACAAGAAGCUCUUCAACAGUUCUUUGAAAAUUUUGCCAAUGCUCAAUCAUCUGCAACUUCUGAACCUACAAAAAAAUCCGCAACAUCCGGAAAAAUUGAUGUAGAUGCAGCUAAAAAAUAUAAAUUUGAUUCAUCCGAAUGCUCAUACCAAGAGCGAGACGUAAUGCUUUACGCAUUAAGUGUUGGUGCCACUCGAAAGGAUUUGCAAUGGGUUUAUGAAAAUAAUGAAAAUUUUCAUGUUUUACCAAUAUUUGGUGUUAUUCCAGCAGUUAAUCAAUUAGGUUCUGUCCCGCUUACGUCAAUAUUGGGUGACUUCAAUUUCAUGAUGCUAUUACAUGGUGAACAAUAUCUUGAACUCAAGAAACCCAUUCCAACAUCUGGCAAAUUCAUUUCAACUCCGCGUCUCAUUGAUGUUCUUGAUAAGGGUAAAGGAGUAUCAGUCAUUCUUGGUGUAACUACCAAAGAUGAAAAAGGUGAAGUCUUAUUUGAAAAUGAAUCAACCUUAUUCAUACGUGGAAUUGGUGGCUUUGGUGGUCAAAAAACUGGUGCUGAUCGGGGUGCAGCCACAGCGCCAAAUACACCACCAAAACGUCCUCCGGAUACAAUUGUAAGGGAAAAAACUCUUGAAUCGCAAGCUGCCCUAUAUCGCCUAAACGGAGAUUAUAAUCCAUUGCAUAUCGAUCCUAACAUGUCUGCGAUGGGUGGUUUUGAAGUACCAAUUCUUCAUGGAAUGUGUACUUAUAGUAUAUCCGGCAAGCAUGUGUAUACAAAGUAUGGCAACAGCGAUCCCAACAAUUUUAAGAGUAUAAAGGGUCGGCUUGCCGCACCAGUUUUUCCUGGCGAAACGCUUGAAACACAAAUGUGGAAGGAAGGAAAUAAAAUCAUCUUUCAAACACGCGUUGUUGAACGAGAUGUCAUUUGUCUUGCAGCUGCAGCAGUUGAACUAAGGGGUUCUAAUGUCUCUCCCAAAUUGUGA
This is a messenger RNA of Cetraspora pellucida, 2760 nucleotides long. The record is from the annotation of a GenBank genome assembly. NCBI's taxonomy places the organism in Eukaryota, Fungi, Glomeromycota, Glomeromycetes, Diversisporales, Gigasporaceae.